This is a messenger RNA of Manihot esculenta (cassava), 1626 nucleotides long. RefSeq names its product probable protein phosphatase 2C 60. Lineage: Eukaryota; Viridiplantae; Streptophyta; Magnoliopsida; Malpighiales; Euphorbiaceae. The transcript has 12 exons. The coding region runs from base 297 to 1382 and encodes 361 amino acids. The record is from RefSeq and is a predicted model, not a curated record. Gene Ontology annotation, biological process: protein dephosphorylation. Gene Ontology annotation, molecular function: protein serine/threonine phosphatase activity; cation binding.
ACUACGACAGUGAAACCGAAGCUGUCCAUUUUCCAAUUUCCAAUCAUCCGUAGGAGAGAGAGCAACAAAUUCAACAGCUGCCAAUCCAUCUUCUCAUCAGUCCACCAAAAGUCACCGGAGCUCAAAAACAUCACCGGUUCUCGAUUAAAGCUUCUAACUUUCUUUUUUGUCCUUCUUAGUUUUUUGGUAAAGGUUGAAUUUCAUAUACGGAUCGCUUCCUGCUCCUUCUUCUACAAUUUGCUUCUGAUCUCUAGCUCCGUACGCAGCCCAGUUGGGCAGGUAAAUAAGCAAUAGAGAUGGGUAUUUACCUCAGCUCUCCUAAAACAGAGAAAUUCUCAGAGGAUGGUGAGAAUUAUAGGCUCAGAUAUGGCUUGUCAUCCAUGCAAGGUUGGCGUGCAACCAUGGAAGAUGCUCAUGCUGCAUUACCUGAUUUGGAUGCUUCCACUUCGUUCUUCGGUGUUUAUGAUGGUCACGGAGGUAAAGUAGUUGCGAAGUUUUGUGCAAAGUUUCUUCAUCAGCAGGUCCUAAGAAGCGAAGCAUAUAUGGCUGGAGAAAUAGGAACUUCUGUUCAGAAAGCAUUUUUCAGAAUGGAUGAGAUGAUGCGUGGACAAAGAGGAUGGCGGGAAUUAGCUGUUUUGGGUGAUAAAAUAAACAAGUUCACAGGCAUGAUAGAAGGGCUGAUAUGGUCUCCAAGGAGUAGUGAUAGUAAUGACCAACCUGAUGAUUGGGCUUUUGAAGAGGGCCCACAUUCUGAUUUUUCUGGACCAACUUCUGGGAGCACAGCAUGUGUUGCAAUUAUUAGAAACAACCAACUUGUUGUUGCAAAUGCUGGUGAUUCUCGAUGUGUGAUAUCUAGAAAGCGCAAGGCAUAUGAUCUAUCUAGAGAUCACAAACCUGACCUUGAGGCUGAGAGAGACAGGAUUUUAAAAGCUGGUGGUUUCAUACAUGCAGGACGGGUCAAUGGCAGUUUGAACCUUGCAAGAGCUAUCGGUGACAUGGAAUUCAAGCAGAACAAAUUUUUGCCUGCUGAAAAGCAAAUUGUAACAGCCAAUCCAGAUAUAAACACGGUUGAGCUUUGCGACGAUGAUGAAUUUAUUGUGCUGGCAUGUGAUGGAAUAUGGGACUGCUUAUCGAGCCAACAACUAGUAGAUUUUAUUCAUGAACAACUGAGUAUGGAAAGCAAGCUUUCUGCAGUGUGUGAGAGAGUACUGGAUAGGUGCUUAGCACCAUCAACAGCCGCGGGUGAAGGGUGCGACAACAUGACCAUGAUGUUGGUGCAGUUUAAGCAACCAAUCCAGCACACUGCCUCUUCCAAUGAACAAUCCUCGGAAUCCGAAUUUGCUGACUCUGGAUCUAAACAAAAAGAAAACGAAUCGAAGUAGCUGCUUAUCUGUUGAUGUCUCAUCAGAUGCCAUUGUCCAGUCCCCUGGCUAGAAGAAUGUACAAGGGUCCUCCAUUUUCUUGAAAAGUUGGAUCCUUUUUAUAACUUUGUAGAUCUUUUAGAUCUUUUGAAGAGAAUGGGAUGAAAGAUUGAGAAAUUCUGUUCCAUUAUCAUUGUGCUGCAUGUGUGCUUUACAUUUGAACCACAUUAUCACAUUCAAUAACAUGUACAGCUCUUUGUGAACA